AUGUCUUCCAACCUCGCUCGUCAUACUGUUUGGAUUGCUGUAAGCGUAACGGAAUGUUUCCAUGAGUUGCCGUUUCAAAGCUUCUUGAUAAAGCUCCGAUUUAAAACAGGGGCUAGUGGAGAAUCCUCAGCUGCUCAGCCUAACGCGUUCAGAGACGCAACAGAGGAAAGCACGCAGAGGAACACGGAGGCAAGUGCUGAAAAUACCCAGCUUUACUUAUGCUGCUUUUUACGCCGAAUUUCAAAUACCGUUUGUUGCUCUUCUCUCGUUGUAACUAUUAGCAAAACAAGUUCAGGUGAUUGUAACGAUGUUCUACAAACUUGUGUAACUGCGAAAUCGUACUGCUAUGAUCUGGCUUACCUAAACCUGAUGAAACAACAAUGCCGCAAAACCUGUAAAUUUUGCCCAGAAACUUGCAAUGACACUAAUACCAAAUGUGCGAACAGCUUGAGUUAUUGUCAUGAUCCCUUCUAUGGAGACCUUAUGGGGAAUACUUGGCGUCGUAGCUGCAAGUUCUGCGGAGGUACUUCUGAAGACGAGUUGACAAAUUGCGCACAAAACAAACAGCUUUGUUUCAAUUUGGCAUAUAAGAAGCUCAUGAACAUCAAAUGCUUGAAAACAUGUAGAGUUUGUUAAUU
Enterobius vermicularis (human pinworm) is the source of this 638-nucleotide messenger RNA. NCBI's taxonomy places the organism in Eukaryota, Metazoa, Nematoda, Chromadorea, Rhabditida, Oxyuridae. The record is from the annotation of a GenBank genome assembly.